Periconia digitata is the source of this 500-nucleotide messenger RNA. Lineage: Eukaryota; Fungi; Ascomycota; Dothideomycetes; Pleosporales; Periconiaceae. The record is from the annotation of a GenBank genome assembly.
GUAAUGAAGUUCGAUGAGCAGCAUGUGAGUUUACGUGAAACUACAACUACGUACCUGCAUCUUUCGACACUGCGCGAUACGCCUGAGAAACAUAAUCACACCCCAAAGCCCCCAUGGAAAAGUACAAACAUGAGAAGCAAUGAUGCAACUCGACUGAUGCAUUAUGAGUCGUUUAGCCCAGAAAAGUAUGUACACAAUGGCAGAGGAGGGGAAAGGACCGCAUUAGACUUUGGAACCAACUGGGCUUCGCUACCAGAAUUCGACAAUUGGCGAGCCUGGAACAUGUCGGAGGCAGCGAGAUUAAGAGAAGAGUGUGUCAAGAUGCAUCCGAUUCUUUCCCCUGCAGCGUCUUCUUCGGACCAAUUUUCAAGAAGCCGGCUAGGUAAGUACGUACGCGUUAUCUCCCUUCCCACCAUGUUCAUCGGAGGAUCCCGAACUCUCCCGUAGCACCUGCAAGCUGCAUUUGCUUCACGUCAGGCCAACCGUCCUCACUAUCCAGC